Ictalurus punctatus (channel catfish) is the source of this 5598-nucleotide messenger RNA. RefSeq names its product NEDD4 binding protein 3 (gene n4bp3). The record is from RefSeq and is a predicted model, not a curated record. Gene Ontology annotation, cellular component: cytoplasmic vesicle. The transcript is spliced from 6 exons. NCBI's taxonomy places the organism in Eukaryota, Metazoa, Chordata, Actinopteri, Siluriformes, Ictaluridae. Bases 578 to 2317 code for a protein of 579 amino acids.
UCCUGUGGAUGAACAAACACGACUGAGCGCGAGAGGAUGAGAUCACGGGCGUCGCAGAACAACAUCUUCGCACGGAAGGUUUUCCAACGCUAACGAUUAUAGUACGUAAUACGUUUACAAAGCCGUUUUCUCGAAAUAGUGCUCACUUUAGGCGCCGAAUUACAAAGCGCCGAAAAAAAACCGCCUGGAUACGCAAAACAAAAGCCAUGUUUCAUAUAUAUAAUGCAUAUAAUCCCGCAUCCACGAACAAGGAGAACAGGUCCUGCCACACCGGCGUAUAUAAUGGCGUGCUUUCUAAACAAAGGGGCCGAGAAAGUUAGAUAAGAGUAAUCCGAGACACUUGUCGGCACAGGGAAGUUUCUCAGGGAAUUUUUCCAAGCCGAGGGCGACGGUGGCUCUCUGAGAUCAGUGCGAGAGCAGAUCGUUUAGAGGCUGGUGUUCGGAAACAGUGCUGAAGCAGGAGAGGAGCAGGUGUAAGGAGACGACAGAGAGAGAGCGAGAGAAGCAGGAGGUCGGAGUCAGACAGACGACACAUCCGCUUCAGACUUCCCAUUGGAGCCAGCUAAUCAUAUAACCAAUGGCAACAGUCCAGGCCCUGCCUUUGACCCAAGAUCCCAGCAAGAGCAUCAGCGCCAUUUAUCCAGCAUCCUCUCUGGCAUCUGCUGACUGCGUUAUGGGUAGUGUGGGCAGUCUGAUCGAGAAGCACGACGUGUCGCCCACCAAAGUCAACAAAGCCGUUCCUCAGGUCCCACAGCGGCAGAGCAAGAAGGGCUUCAGCCAGAGAGAGCUGCUGAACUACCUGAACAUCACGAAGAAGGAGCCGAAAGCAGGCAAGCACAUCGUCUUCGGCAGCUCAUCCAUCAAGAGGGAGCAUUCCAGAGAGGAGGAGAACCUCUACACCAAGGUUUAUCAUAAAGACGGCAAAGAGGUGGACUUGGGCAAGAACUCUCUCCCAAUAGGCGGCAAGUUUGACAAGCCUCGUUCGAGGUCGUCUGCCUUUAAGCCGGUGACGCCGAAGAGCUUUAGCUCCAUGCAGAACCUUUACCCAUCCAAAUCCGAGGAAUUGAUGAAUGGCAAGCACUCGCUCUACUCCAAGAUGACAUCCAAAUCUCUAUCCACGUCUUCCUCGUCCUCGUCUCCUUCACGAGUGGGUACCAGCGCCAACAAGGGUGUCCUGGCGGUACCCCAUGAAGAGGAGACGGCCUCAGACUCCGGCCACAACUCUAUGAGCAGCCUGCCACCGUACCGCCCUCCGUUCCGCCCCCAGCUCGGGCAGAUCAGUGCCUCGAUGGGUCAUAUCGAGCACAUCGGCUCCCUCGAGCGGACCUCGGCAGGCACGGUAGGCAUCGGUGCUCUUAGUAUGGCCCCCGAGUCCUAUGAGCUCUCACAAUCUUUGGAGGACGUGGUGAAGGACCUGGAGGAGCGACUACAGGAGAAAGAGCAUGAACUGUGGCAGAUGAGGAGGAACCUGGAUGAAAGCGAGGAUGCCAUUGCACAGGUGUUCGAAGGGAAGCAGCGGCUUUGGGAGAAGGAGGUGUCCGAGCUGAAGCAGCUCUACACCACUAAGCUGCGCCAGGUAUCCCAGCAUUCUCAGCGCUCCCAGCGUGCCCUGCAGCUGCAGCUCUACAAGGCUCAGCACGAGCGCAGCCGAGUACAAGACGAACUGAACACGUUGCGUCGCAAAUACCAGAGCCUGCAGAAACAGGGUGGAGCUGGGCGGAGCCACGAGCUCCAACCACAGCUUGAGGAGUCCCAAUGGGAGGUCUGUCAGAAGGCAGGUGAGAUCUCCCUGCUGAAGCAGCAGCUCAAAGACUCCCAGGCCGAAGUGACUCAGAAGCUCAGCGAGAUCUUCCUGCUGAAGACGCAGCUGCGCGAGACGCGCCAGGAGCUGUGCACCAAAGAUGGUCAGCUGGACAUGCUGCAACUGGCACUGCAGGCCGCACGCCGCAAGUGUGCCUUGGGGAAGUCGGCGCAGAACCUGUCCUCCCACCAGGCGACUCCGGGCGAGGACGGCGGGACGAACGGCUCCACAGAGGAGCGUCUCCGUGCCGAGCUGCUGCUGGAGCGACGUCAGAGCGAAGCUCAAGCCUCGGCCUUCGACACCGAACGCAGCACGUGGCAGCUGGAGAAGGAGAAGGUCCUUCGCUAUCAGAGAGAGCUGCAGGCCAGCUACCUGGAGAUGUUUCACAAAAACGAGAGCCUGGAGAGAGAACUGCAGAAGCUCAGAGGAGGCAGAGCUGGAGCUGUGGUGGGCGGGGCUCCAGCAGAGCCCUCAGGUCUUCCCUGGAUCGAAAGGAUCGAGUCUUCUGAAAUCUGAAUGUGUAUACAUGCAGUAUGUGUGUCUAUAUUAUAUGUGUAUAUGUGAAUAUCAGAAUAAAUGUACAAAACCAAAAGACACUAAAUGAGUGAAACGAUAAAGCAAUGCUUUUCUUGAUUUUUCUUAAAAUGUCAUAUGUACGAACGUAAAUGAAUUCAUUUUAGGAUUUGUGAAACAAAAUACGAAGGAUGUUUCCACAAUGUCGCGUGUUCCAGAUCUUUUCGGGAUUUUGUUUUAAUGUCCUCACAUAAGACUUGAAGCUUGUAUUUCCGUUUUAUCAGAUACGUCUUUUUUGACUAUAAAGAACUACGCGAGCGGGGUUCGUUUUUGCCAGAGGAGGUUUGAUGAUGUACAUGUUGUGAUUUGAAUGUGAUUCGACUUGACAGAUCAGCUGGAAUAAAAUAAGUGUAGUGUAAUUUCCCCCAAAUUAUCACCGAUAUCCCGGAUUAACACGUCAUGUGCCAGAUAUACGUCAGCCGAAACACCAUAAAAACACCAUCAUGACUAAGCAUCACUCUCUCGAUUACCAUCUUUAGCCAUUCGCUCAUUCACUCUCCUAAAGAUUUCAGAACCUUCCACAAAGAUCCAACAACCUUCUUCCAAACAUUCUGGAACCUUCCACAAAGAUUCAACAACCUUCUUCCAAACAUUCUGGAACCUUCCACAAAGAUCCAACAACCUUCUUCCAAACAUUCUGGAACCUUCCAUAAAGAUCCAACAACCUUCUUCCAAACAUUCUGGAACCUUCCACAAAGAUCCAACAACCUUCUUCCAAACAUUCUGGAACCUUCCACAAAGAUCCAAACAUUCUGGAACCUUCCAUAAAGAUCCAACAACCUUCUUCCAAACAUUCUGGAACCUUCCACAAAGAUCCAACAACCUUCUUCCAAACAUUCUGGAACCUUCCACAAAGAUCCAAACAUUCUGGAACCUUCUUCAAAACAUUCUGGAACCUUCCACAAAGAUCCAACAACCUUCUUCCAAACUUUCUGGAACCUUCUUCAAAACAUUCUGGAACCUUCCACAAAGAUCCAACAACCUUCUUCCAAACAUUCUGGAACCUUCCACAAAGAUCCAAACAUUCUGGAACCUUCCACAAAGAUCCAACAACCUUCUUCCAAACAUUCUGGAACCUUCUUCCAAACAUUCUGGAACCUUCCACAAAGAUCCAACAACCUUCUUCCAAACAUUCUGGAACCUUCUUCCAAACAUUCUGGAACCUUCCACAAAGAUCCAACAACCUUCUUCCAAACUUUCUGGAACCUUCUUCAAAACAUUCUGGAACCUUCCACAAAGAUCCAACAACCUUCUUCCAAACAUUCUGGAACCUUCCACAAAGAUCCAAACAUUCUGGAACCUUCCACAAAGAUCCAACAACCUUCUUCCAAACAUUCUGGAACCCUCUACAAAGAUUGAGCAACUCUCUUCAAAAGAUUUCAGAACCUUCCACAAACAUUCAACAACCUUCCAAAAGUUCUGGAAUCUUCUUUAAAGAUACAGAAACCUUCCUCAAUCAUUCCAGAACAUUUAUCAGAAGAACGCCUGGUACAUUCCUACAGCGCAGAACUCGGUGAGAUGAAGAUCGAUCCCGCUAAGCGGACAGCAUUUAGGAGGUUGCGUCUGCGCACAGCAGAGUGACUUAUAGUCUGGAAAAUACGCCACAUGACGUCCGUUUCUAUUAAAGGGCGAGUCAUCGUUCAGGAAGAGGGGGGAAAAUAAAUAAAAUCCUUCUAAACAGGAACUUAGUGUCCAUACCAUGUCCCUGCAUUCAGGCUUCUUCUCUUCAUCCCUCGUGCUAUUAUAAAGGACUGUUGCCGAAAGCUCUAAAGAAGAAGGAAAAAAAAAAACCCUGCCUCGAUAUUGAUUUUCAUUCAUUGUUUUGCGAAGUGCAGCGUAGGGAACUGCUGCGUCACGGUUGGAAUGUCACAUGGCUGGAAAUCCGAACUUUUACACCAGAACAGACAGCAAUACGGAUGCAGGUCUGGGUUUCAGAACUUUGAGGCCGUGUAUAGACGCGGUUUAUUUUUAGCCGCGGGGUAAAAAGGACCCGAAACCUCCAUGAAUGAAAGUUAAUAGGAGUUACAUAAGAGCAUAAUGCAUUAGGAAUCGUUCAGACCGUCCCAGACUCGCCGUGUUAGCAUUUUUGCCUGAAGAACUCCUUUAAUGCAGGGCUCUUUCUUACGAUCCUGCAGAGACGCGAGUGUGUCGGGGCGAAGCAAGUGCAAAUGAGCCGCUUCGACUGGCGACAUAAACGUGAAAAUCAAUACGAUUAUGGUAUUCCUGUAUCAGUAUUUCAUAAAUGGGUAGAAAAUGUAUUUACGUGACAUCAUAAAUUCUUCAAUGGAAGCUACAGGUAGUGACACAUCAGCUAGCUAGCUAAGAGGUAGGUGUAGCUAAUAGCUAGGUAGGAUAAUGGCUUUUGGUGAGGGAACACAAGAGUAUUGUUUGUCAGAGACAAAAAGUAUAAAAACAACAACUUCAGAUUCAGUACUUUUCCAUCAUCCAUAACGUCUUUAUCUUUUCAUCUUCUAACUUUUGAAAAGCACCGUGUCUUUUAUCGUCCGUUAAAAGCCUGAAUGUUCUGACCCAAAUCUAGACCUAUACUGCACUUACUUCAGUUCUUUGAGGCAGGAACUGCAGGCAGCUUAAGACACACACACACACACCUGCACGUUAGCUUAAACCUCUCAGGAGGAUCUUUGUGCUGGAUAGAUCCGGACGAGACGCUCUCAGAGGGACAAUGAAGCCUCUCAUCGGGUCUCCGAGGGAGGCGUCUCAGUUUCUUUACAAUACUGAAUGAAGAAAAGCUGCACCUCUACUGACUCUCCUUCUCUAUUCAGGACUUCGGUGCACUUCAUUGCUUACUUUUAUACCUAAACAGAACGGAGUCUAGAAAUGGGUCUACUUUAUAUUCAGAGUAGAUAUAGGACCCGAAGUGGACCCUAAUUUCCUCCCUAGAGCAAACGAGAAGGUACAUGAGCAUGAACUAGAUCUAGGAGGGGGGAAAAGAAAAGAAGAAGAAGAAAAAAAAAAAACACAGGAUCCAGAGCUCCUGCAACAGAAAGGUUCGCCCUAUUGUCCAUGGAUGAUGGAUUUGAAUCUUGGCGAUACCACAGCCAUCAGUGGACGUGCUCUAUUGGUGGGAAGGAUGUACAGACUUUAACACUAGCCAAUCAGGGAUGUGUGUGAGCUCAUGUAUGCAGAAGGGGGUAGAUGGCUCUUUCCUCAGAGUGCGUUACGCCACCCUGGGAUACAGCGUGAACAGCAAUUCGGAGGGGGGG